AUGGCAAACGUUCAAUCUAAAGAGCUUAUUAAACGGUAUCUCACCGACUCAAAGGAAUUCCAGCAGCUACUAUCACGAGAUAGGUUUCACUCAAUUGUUCAGUUAGUCUGCCGUAACCGACUAUUGAGCCAUGAGGAAACCCAGCUUUAUGAUAUACUAUCAAGACAAAAGCAGAACACUCUUGAGCGCGUUGAAUUGAGUAUUGACCAACUGGAUUUGAGACGAAUAAACAGAGACAACAAUGAGACUACAGUACCAUUGGAAGAUGCAAGUCUUUUGCAAUUGAUACAAUCGAUGGAUCAAUUGAACCAGUCUCUUGAGUCACGAAUAGAGGCUAUAGAGAAAGAUGUGAAAGUCGAGCUAGAGGAAAUUAAUGACCAAAUAGAUGCUUUCAACGACCUCAGGUAUGGAAGCAUCAAUUUUGAAACGUCAAUUGAAUCAUUGUGUACGGAUUUAGGUCGACUCGAAAAUCGCUUAUUGGAAUUGGGAAAAUAG
Messenger RNA from Ogataea haglerorum, 495 nucleotides. RefSeq lists its product as uncharacterized. The record is from RefSeq and is a predicted model, not a curated record. The transcript has a single exon. The coding region runs from base 1 to 495 and encodes 164 amino acids. NCBI's taxonomy places the organism in Eukaryota, Fungi, Ascomycota, Pichiomycetes, Pichiales, Pichiaceae.